Messenger RNA from Suillus paluster, 411 nucleotides. RefSeq lists its product as uncharacterized. The record is from RefSeq and is a predicted model, not a curated record. NCBI's taxonomy places the organism in Eukaryota, Fungi, Basidiomycota, Agaricomycetes, Boletales, Suillaceae. The transcript has a single exon. Bases 1 to 411 code for a protein of 136 amino acids.
AUGGCGUUGCAGUCGUGUUGCAGUUGUAUCACUGUGCGCUGCCUGCAGAUCAGAGUCCAGGUUAGAAUUGUGCUCGAAUAUAUUCCGGCGCUUAACUCACCAAUAUUCUCUACAACAUCCCCUCUGCCCGCACUCAUGCCAAUUCCUGCACUUGUAUUUGCACCCGCGUUUACCCUGGUACUUGCCCUCGUGGCUGCACUCGCACUCGCAACUGUAUUCGCACUUGCAUGUGCAUUUGCACCUACAGCAGGAUCCAUACUGGUAGUUACAGCUGUAGCUCCCGCACUCGCACUGGGACUCACCACCUCCCCAACGGGCGUGGCUGAAGAAGAAGGCGGCGACGCAGCUGAGGACAAUGCAGAUAACGCAGAAGCAAGGGACGAUGCACCGCUGCGUCGUCCCUCACCGUGA